Messenger RNA from Kogia breviceps (pygmy sperm whale), 1319 nucleotides. RefSeq names its product RAD9 checkpoint clamp component B (gene RAD9B). NCBI's taxonomy places the organism in Eukaryota, Metazoa, Chordata, Mammalia, Artiodactyla, Physeteridae. Gene Ontology annotation, cellular component: checkpoint clamp complex. Gene Ontology annotation, biological process: cellular response to ionizing radiation; DNA replication checkpoint signaling; mitotic intra-S DNA damage checkpoint signaling. The record is from RefSeq and is a predicted model, not a curated record.
CACAUAUAUGAUUUCAAAUAUUUUCUCCCAUUCUAAGUUGAUCUUUACUUUUUUUUUUUUUUUUUUUGGCUGCCCUGUGUGGCUUGUGGGAUUGAGGAAUUGAGGAAGUGGAGGCUGCCAGUCUCUCAAGUCUCUUAAGGUCUGGGCCCAGACCAGAAACUAGCACCAGGUCACUCCACCAUAUCCUAUUGGUGAGAGCAGACGAAGAGCCCACUCACCCCAGAUUCAUGGGGAGGGGACACAGACCCCACCUCUCAAUGAAGGAAUGUCAGAGAAUUUGUGGCUAUUUUUAACUUAUCACUUAUGCUUAUAUUUUCUUAUCAAAAUUUAACAAAUACCUCUGGAACUAAUUUUAUUCUUUACUUUCCUGUAACACUGAGCAGAUUUGACCAAUUCUGUAUACAGUGAGAUGUUUGUUGGGCCAGAUGAGUUUGACUUCUUUCAAAUUGGAGUCAACACUGAAAUAACAUUUUGCUUCAAAGAACUGAAGGGAAUGCUGACAUUUUCAGAAGCUACACAUGCUCCUAUAGCCAUUCAUUUUGAUUUUCCUGGGAAACCCUUGGCUUUAAGCAUUGACGAUAUGUUAUUGGAAGCCAACUUUAUUUUGGCUACAUUAGCUGAUGAGCCAAGUAGAGCAUCUUCUCCACAAUCACUGUGUCUUUCACAAAAACGAAAAAGGUCAGAGCCGAUACAUUCAAAUUCAGAGGCUGGUAAAAACGUAACCAGCAAGGACGCAGAGUAUAUCUCGAGAAAAGCAGUACCCAAAAGGCUUUAUUCUGAGACUCGCACGAACAUCUCUUCAUUGGAAAACUGUGGCAGCCCUUUAACAGAAGGAGCAAACGGAGACAUUAGUGAAGUACCAGAAAGCAGUGUCAGUGACACGGAGGAAGUGCCAGGAUCUUCAGAUCUCAGGAAGUUUUCUUGCAUGUUCUUUGGAGCAGUUUCUUCUGACCAACGAGAACACUUCAACCACCCUUUCCACAGUCUGGCAACAGCAAGUGACAGUGAAGAGGACGUGAAUAAUGGCAGUUUUUCCACAUUCUAACACUUAAUGAUGGCUGAGCUCGCCCCCCCACCCAUUUACUGGCUCACUUGCACUUCAAACACAUUUUCAUACUUAAGCCUAUGAAGAUAUUGUCUUGGAUUUCCUUGAAAUGGAUAAUGGGCUGCUGGUUUUCUAAACAUCUUCUUAUACAACAACCAUAUCUGGAAAUAGCUGCUUGCCAAGUAAAUGUAAUCUGCUUUAAAUCCAUUAUGCUUCUUGGGAGGGAGAAGAGUUUUCUGUGCAGGGAAAAAGCUCGUUAGAAUUCUUCAAUUCA